Molecule: messenger RNA, 2833 nt
Organism: Cuscuta epithymum
Lineage: Eukaryota; Viridiplantae; Streptophyta; Magnoliopsida; Solanales; Convolvulaceae
Source: the annotation of a GenBank genome assembly
UUUAAAUUGAUGAUGUUGAUGUCGACCUCGUCGUGAAUUUAAAAAGUUCUCUCUAUCGAUCUUAAAGAACCAAGUCGAACCUCUGGUUUACCAGGCUGAAUCUUGGAAGAUUUGGAGCUAUGUAUAGUGAAGGUGUCCCUGAGUUUGUUAUUGAUCAGAGCAUGUAUUACCCUACUGGCACCAAUUAUGGGUAUUUUUGUACAGGAUUUGAUUCAGCCGUUAAUUGGGAUGACCACCAAAGAGUUUUUGGUCUGGAUGGUCAAGAUGCUUAUUCGGGUUCACAAAGUGAGAGCUUUCCGUAUGUAUAUUAUACUCCUAGCUAUGGGUAUGCACAAACACCAUAUAGCCCUUAUACUCCGGGUGCUGUUGUGGGAGUUGACAGUUCAUAUAUGGGGACACAGCAGUACUACACCCUUCCUUCAUAUGAGAACCCGGAGUUCACCCAAUCAUAUUUCCCAAUGAUAAUGCAAAACGAAUCUGAUAUUGUGGCUAGCAGUAAAACUCCGUUCCUCGAUAACACAUUUUCUUCCGCUAAUAUAGUGCAACAAAGCCGUGGUCUCAAUCAUAAGUUCUCUUCAGCAUCUCCAAUCUUCAUCCCAGCUUCAUUAGGCUCUUCUUCUAGCCAAACAAAUUCCUUCUUGAGGGGCGCAGAUGGUAAUAAAUCUCUUCCUGGGUCCAGCAAACAGCCAGUUUCCCAUGGAUGUGUUCCUUCUGAGUCUUUCUCCAAUCAAUCGUCAAAGGUUAAAGUUACUCAAGCACUGGGAAGUGUUUCCCAUGGGAAAUCUAAUCAUUCUCAGAUAAGGAUCUCCCUUCCGCCUGAUAAUGGGGUGUCGACUUUCCGAUCAACAUCUCAUGAUGUGGCCAACGUAGAUAAGUUUCAGCCCAAGAUUUUGCAAGGAAGAGUAUCAACCGAUGUAAAAGUCAGUCCUGCUGCAUCAUCUGGACAGAGUUUAGCUCCUCGGAUCAACAGGUUAAAUAGCCCAUUGGUCAUUAAGGCGUACAGUACAAGAGCCGGAGACAUUGAUGCUCGAGGAAACAUCACUAUCUUAAGAGAACGGUAUAAUUUUGAAGGAUUUCAAAUGGACUAUGGGAAUGCAAAGUUCUUUGUUAUUAAAUCUUACAGUGAAGAUGACGUGCACAAGAGCAUUAAGUACAACGUUUGGUCAUCUACGCCUAAUGGCAACAGGAAGCUUAAUAGUGCUUAUGAAGAUGCUCAGAGGAUUGCUGCUGGGAAUUCAACAGGCUGUCCAGUUUUCAUGUUCUUCUCUGUAAAUGCAAGCGGUCAAUUCUGUGGUGUUGCUGAGAUGAUAGGGCAUGUUGAUUUCCAUAAAGACAUGGACUUCUGGCAGCAAGAUAAGUGGAGCGGCAGUUUCCCUGUGAAGUGGCAUUUUGUUAAGGAUGUUUCAAAUUCCAACUUUAGACACAUCACUUUGGAAAACAAUGAAAAUAAGCCCGUGACUAAUAGUAGAGACACACAAGAGAUAUACUUCAAGAAAGGGAUGGAGAUGCUUAAAAUCUUUAAGAACUUCACAUCGAGAACCUCCUUAUUCGAUGACUUUAUGUUCUAUGAAAGCAGAGAAAAAAUAAUGCAAGAAGACAGAACCAAGCUUCUAAUGAGGAGCUAUGAAAAUCCAUACCUUGUACCCGUAUUAGAUCCUCCACGCAAGUUCAAUUCAAUGUUCGACUCCUCGCUUCCCUCUAAUGCCACUGACAAAGCCGUCCCUAAAAAAAUUAUUGCCCAGGAGAGUGAGAAACCGGCAUCUACAGUGUGUGAGUCUGUAGUUUCCAAAACCAACCAAACCGGUUCAACUGAAAAGAGCGAGGUAAAUGAAAAGCCAACAAAGAAUGGUGAUACCAGCAAGUCUGGGAGUAGUGGAGUUCCUAUAACCAGGAAAAUUGUCAAGGCAGAUGGGGAAUUAUCAGAGAAUAGUGAUCCUAAGAAGGCCGAAGAGGAAAUUCCUGUUGUAGUAGUGCCUAAUUGCAAUAAAGAAGUUGCAAAUGGAAGUGAUAAAAAUGUGGAAGUUAGCAUUGAUAGUAGUGUUUUGAAGAUAGGCUCCCUUACAAUACAUGCCAAGCAGCCUUCAAGCAAACCUAAGUCGCGUGAGAUGGCAUCUGGUACAACUAAUACUGAUUCUUCUGUAAACAACCAAGUGAUUGAUGUGGUCACUGUGGGGUCCAUGCCUGUCAAAGUCAAUGCGCAUGUUGAACCUUCAGGGUUGAUAACUGUUGGAUCUAUUCAACUUGAUCCCAGAUCUUUUCAGGGUAGUGAGAAUAGUGGUUCUGGGAAAAGUGCACCUCAAAAAGCUUGAUGCAUUCUACAGUCUGCUGUACACUUGCAUGCCUAGCAGUACAUCCAAAUAUACCGUUGUCCUUGUGGGCCUCGGAGAUCGUAAAAGCUUAUUUUGUUUGGGUUUCUCCUGGAACAACGGAUGGAUGCAUAUAUAUUUUUUGGUUUUGGUGGUGGGUUCUAUCAUGGUUUUUUUGGCAGCCGUGGCUUGCAAAAGUUUGUGUUUAUCCUUCGCCUUUCAUUUUAGUCCCGAUAAAAAGAUAGUACAUCUGAGAAGUUAAUAUGGAGUAUUUGGGGUGGGAGGGGUUGGGGAGUUUUUAGAUUAGAUUUUGGCCUCCUUAUAAAUCAUUUAUUGGUCUUUUGUUAGCCUGACAUUGAUUGACAAAAAAGAAGCAAACAUUGGUUUUUUAUUGGCACAAAAUAUCUGAUUUUAUUGACUUUUUUUGUACCGAGUAAUGUAUUGUAUUGGAGUUCUGGUAUGGUUUGAGACAACGCUGUUUAGACUGUUAAUACACUUUCUUAUUUGUUAACUUUUGCAUAAAUUUG